Oncorhynchus gorbuscha (pink salmon) is the source of this 6793-nucleotide messenger RNA. Its product is annotated as von Willebrand factor D and EGF domain-containing protein-like. The transcript has 31 exons. Gene Ontology annotation, biological process: anatomical structure development. Gene Ontology annotation, cellular component: cell surface; extracellular region. Gene Ontology annotation, molecular function: signaling receptor binding; calcium ion binding. Lineage: Eukaryota; Metazoa; Chordata; Actinopteri; Salmoniformes; Salmonidae. Bases 214 to 5718 code for a protein of 1834 amino acids. The record is from RefSeq and is a predicted model, not a curated record.
UCAGCUCUUGCGAAACUCUUAGAAACGGACUUUCUUUGACUCUCGGCGGUGUCUUUGAUUGUCGUUUAUUUCUGCCUAUGCCUACUCUUUUUUAAGGCUACUGGAAAAUCGAAGGCAGCUGAACUGAGCAUACCUUUUGAGGAGCCAAGGACCGUUGUAAAACCGUGGUCUGUCAGUGGUCAUUUUGGAAGGCUUCACAUUGGCUCGUGAACGAUGAAAUGUAACAUAGUUUUGGAACAUUUGUAUUUACUAAUUUUACUCCCUAAUGCAAUGUUUUGUCAAACAGUGCUUCCCCCAGAAUGUGCUCCGGGGGGUCACUCUCUGCUCCAGAACCCAUACCGCAGCACCAGUUUCAGCUCCCGCAGCCUGCAGCAGUCAGCCCUCCAGGACUUCAUCUGUGACCAUUCCCUCAUACCAGGCUGGUACCAGUUCAAGAUCUUUGACAAGCCCGCCAGCAUGCCCACACAAUGUGUGGAGGUGAACCACUGUGGGACCCAGGCCCCAGUCUGGCUGUCUUUGGGGGAGGGUGAGAGCCUUCCCCGGCCCCUGGAGGUGACGCAUCUGACGGCCUGUGCCACCUGGCAGUUCUUCCUCAGCAGCAGUAAGGACUGUUGCCUGUUCCGCAUCCCUGUCACCGUGCGCAACUGUGGAGACUUCUACGUCUACCUGCUCCAGCCCACCCAGGGUUGCAUGGGCUACUGCGCACAGGAGAUGUCAGACUCUGCGGCUGUGGUGUGUGGUCCUGACGAGGUGGAGGUUGAUGGAGCGUGUAAAGCCAAACAGCCUCCUUCCCCAGUGGUACCUGUGAUAGUAGCAGAGCUCUCUGGGAGCAUCGUCUACCUGAAGUGCAGCUUCGAGGGCCAUAGCGUGAACAGCUCCCUAGGCUAUGUGGUUGCCUGGUCUCGCCUCUCCCCCCAAGGCAUCAAAGAAGAACUGAAACAAGAGAUUACUGUCCAAACCGUUGCCUUCAUCGAGCUGGACGGGAUCAACCUCCGACUGGGGGACAAGGUGGGUAGAAGUUACAUUUACUGCAGUUGCUCCAGUUUUUUCGUGGACUCGCCGGACAUCCAGGGAGCCCCAGCGGAGAGCGAAGAGUUCUUCGCCGGGAUCAGGUUGAGACCCGAGGUGACUACUGUGUCUGAGGAUGGGAAGGACUACGAGUUGACUGUGGAGAGUACCAUCCCUGUCCCAUGCCCUGACGGUGCCUCCUUCUCCUCCACCACAGAGCAGUGUACUCUCUCCUUACACCUGAGUACAAGCAAUCAAGGAGACGAUCUGCUGGGUCCAGACGUGGUGUUGACGUCGUGCCGGGUGGAUCUCUCCCAGAGCCUGGGGUGUCGUAACGGGGUGUGUAGCCAGGCCCUGGUUCACCUCAGCGCGGUCACAGACUUCCUCAGGGACGGGGACAGGACAACACAGAUCUUUGUCAAACCCAUCGUCACAUCCAACUUCCUCUGGAGCGGCUACACACCACAGAGUGUGCAGAUCACAGUGACGGAUGUUCCCUCUGCAUACUGCUACUCUUUCACUGAUCCUCACAUCAUCACGUUUGAUGGCAGGCAGUAUGACAACUAUCAGAUCGGGACGUUUGUGUUGUACAAGAGCACGAGGCAGCCGUUCGAGGUUCAUGUGCGCCAGUGGGAGUGCGGGAGCGUUGUCCACGGCGCCUCGUGCACGUGCGGCUUCGUGGCGAGACACGGCGGUGACGUCAUAGCCUUCGACAUGUGCAAUGGAGAGCUGGGGGACACCAGGCCGCACCUGUCGGUGAAGAACAGGGACGUGGGCAAGAGCGGCAUCCGCAUCACUGAGUCUUACCAAGGACGCAAAGUCACAAUGACCUUCUCGUCUGGGGCAUUUGUGUGUGCCGAUGUGUCUGCCUGGGGCAUGAGUCUGACCCUGAGGGCCCCCAGCUCAGACUGGAGCCAAACCCAGGGCCUGUGUGGGACGUAUGACGGACAGACCCACAAUGACCUCCACACAGCAGGGGGCGCAGCACUGGACAACGAAGACUUAGCAGCCUUCAUCUCUGAAUGGAAACUCCCUCCUGGUGGCAGCUUGUUUGACACUGUUCCGUCCUAUCAGAGCGCCCCAAACCCUCGCAGGUACUGUAACUGUGAAGAGGAGUCCCACCCCACGUCCCUGCGAACCAGGUCUCAGCCAAUCCCUGGCUCCGACUCCUCCUGUUCUCACCAUGGCAACGUGAGACUCCACAGUAUCAUCCCCACUCUGGAUGUCACUGCCGAAUACAUCAACUCAGUAGAGCUGUUCAAAGGCCACCACGACCACCCCUCAGGAAACUCCAAAGAGAACGGCCGGGCCGAGGACACCGCCGCCCAGCCUGUAGAGAGAGGCUCUACCCUAACGGGCUCCAGCCAUGGAGCCAACAACCAGAGGAGCCGUGGAAGGCGCCAGUCCUACCAGUUUCUCCCCGACACGCCCUACCAGAGCCUGAGCCAGUCCGACCUGGAGGGCUUCACCUACUUCUUCCCAGAGGACCACGAGCUGACUGCCCGGCCCGAGUCCUCCCCUCCCCCCGCCUGGCCCACCCUGUCUGGGCUAACACAGCUCCAGGCCAGGGUGCAGUGCCAGCGGGCGGUGGCUAACUCCAGCAUGGCCCUGGGCUGCGGCCGGCUCUUAGGCCCGGCCAUAGUGAGCCAGGCGGUGGCUAUGUGUGUCAGCGACCUCCAGCUAAAGGACGACCAGGCCUGGGUGGGCGCCACUCUGCCUCUGCUUGAGAACGAGUGUGAGAGGAGGCUAGUGGAGGAGAGGGGUAGAGAGGAAGAGCACCAGGACAUACUGUCCUUCCUCAAGUGUCCUAAUCUAUGUAAUGGGAAUGGGCAGUGCUCCAAGUUGGGGUGUGUGUGCUUCCCCGGGUUUGGGUCCUAUGACUGCAGCAUUAUCUCUGACCAGACUCCAGAGAUCACAGAGCUGGAGAACGAGGGACUGUGUGAUGUCAGACAGAGUGACUGCUCCACUGUACAGGUCUUUGGACAAGGCUUCAAAGACUCCUAUGAACUCAAGUGUGAAUUUUUGAAGGAAAAGUUUGUAGAUGGUGAGUGGACCCUGGACGAACCUCAGUUUACCCUGGCUACCUUCCUGGAUGUAUCAGUUCUGGAGUGUCAGCUCCCCCUGGAGUACAGACAAGCCACUGCAGGCCUGGACAUGGAUACGGCCACCGACAGACCCCUCGCACGCUGGCAGAUCAAAGUGUCCAACGACGGCUACGGCUACAGCAACGCCAAGAUCCUGACCCUGUUCGAUGGAGCCUGUCAGAUCUGCACGCUCAACGCUGACGUUCUCUGUACCUCCAGGGAGAAAACAUGCAACAUUGACAGUGUGUGUUAUGGAGAAGGAGACCUCAAUCCCAGCAGCCCUUGCCUGAUAUGCCGACCAGACUCCUCCAAAUACACAUGGUCCGUCGCUGAGAAGAAUGAGCCACCAGUGUUUCAGUCAGCACAGGGGCGUCUGCAGACGUUCCAGGGAGAGAACUUUGUGUACCAGCUGCAGGCUCAGGACCCAGAAGGCUCUGUGGUGCUGUUCACUCUGGAGUCAGGCCCCAGUGACACCUCCCUCUCCCCCGCUGGCCUGCUCACCUGGAAGGCUACUGACACUGCUGCCUCCUCCUCCACACAGACCUUUCAUUUCGCUAUCAAAGACGAUUGUAGUGCUGAGACGCUUGCCUCUGUACAGAUCGCUCUGCGGCCCUGUGGCUGUCUGAACGGAGCUUCCUGUGUUACAAACAUCAACCUCCCCUCUGGCAGCGGGGAGCACCUAUGUGUCUGUCCCGCUGGCUUCACAGGGGACAGGUGUGAGGAGGACAUAGACGACUGUAAACCCAACCCCUGUCGUCUGGUCAAGUGUAUAGACGGACCCAACUCUUUCUCCUGCAUCUGUCCCCCCGGAAUGACCGGUCAUACCUGUAGAGAGGAUGUGGAUGAAUGUGCCGCAGAGCCAUGCUUCCCUGGGGUGGGCUGCAAAAACACACUAGGCUCAUUCACCUGUGGCUUCUGUCCAGAGGGUUACACUGGGGACAUGAAGAGUUGCAGUGGGUCCCACUCUCUCCCUGUCUCUGUUUCUAUCCCUGCCUCUGUAUCUCUCUUUCUCUACCCCUAUCCUCUCACCCCCAGCCCUCAUUAUUUGAUCAAUAUAUUUCUAUUGACUGUGAAUAAUUAUAUUCUACCUCCUCUUCUUCUAGUGACCGUGCCUAUACCCGCUGUACCCACAGGAGGUCACCAGGGUUCUGGCACGGUUAAACCAUCAAACCAGGCCCCCUGCUCCAGACAACCAUGCUACCCAGGGGUGCAGUGCUUUGAGAGCACACACGUGUCCGUAGGGUACAUCUGUGGACCCUGUCCACCUGGGCUCCAUGGCAACGGACACACCUGUAGUAGAAGCACCACAACAGGACAGAGGCCAGUUACCACCAACAGAGAAGAUGGACGUCCUCAAGUGACGGAAGACACCAGUAGGGAAAUCACUGGCACCACCUCCUCCUCUUCUUUCUCUACCUCCUUCUCCCAGAACAGGAGAAAAACUGAGGGGCCCUCAUUGGGUAGCAAGAGAGUCUUCUCCGUGGACAGAAAGACAUCUAUUAGCCCCCAGGACCAAACUAUCACCAGAGUCUCCACCCCCACCAAUCACAACCGAGGUCAGAGCAGCAAGGUGGAACUGACUUCUGACCUCAGCCACAGGGUGAGGUGGGGGUCAUUGUCUCCCAUAGUGACCUGUGCAGACUCUCCCUGCUUCUCCGGUGUGCCCUGCGUGCCCACUGUCUCAGGCUCCUUCAAGUGUGGCCGCUGCCCGUAUGGUUACACUGGAGAUGGGGUCACCUGCAAAGCUGUGUGCCGGUAUCCAUGUGGAAGGAAUAUGGAGUGCUCUCUACCCAAUACCUGCACUUGUAAAGAAGGCUAUACCGGAUAUAACUGCCACAUAGCUGUCUGCCGACCGGACUGCAAGAACCAGGGGAAGUGUGUCAGCCCAGAUGUGUGUGUCUGUCCCGUGGGCUACAGCGGACCAACAUGUGAGGAAGCUAACUGUGAGCCAUCUUGCCAGCAUGGAGGAACCUGUCUGGUCAGGAAUCUCUGCUCCUGUCCUUACGGUUACGUGGGACCAAGAUGUGAAAUCAUGGUGUGCAACAGGCACUGUGAAAACGGAGGGGAGUGUAUUUCUCCCGAUGUGUGUAAGUGCAAGUCUGGCUGGUACGGACCAACAUGUAACUCAGCUGUCUGCAAUCCAGUGUGUUUGAAUGGUGGGACUUGUAUCAAACCGAACAUCUGCGCCUGUCCCGGUGGUUUCUAUGGCUCCCAAUGUCAGAUUGCUGUCUGCAGCCCUCCCUGUAAGAAUGGAGGUCAGUGUAUGAGGAACAACGUGUGCUCCUGCCCCGGGGGCUACACAGGGAAGCGGUGUCAGAAGAGUGUGUGCGACCCCAUGUGCAUGAACAAGGGGAAGUGUGUGGGGCCCAACUCCUGUUCCUGUGCCUCUGGGUGGAGGGGGAAGAGGUGUAACAUUCCUGUGUGCCUGCAGAAGUGUAAGAACGGUGGUGAGUGUGUGGGACCCAACACCUGCCACUGUUCCACAGGAUGGGAAGGCCUACAGUGUCAGUCUGCCAUCUGUAAGCAGAGAUGCCUCAACGGGGGAAGGUGUGUCCUGCCCAACUUCUGCCACUGCCGCAAAGGGUACACUGGCGUCACCUGUGGGUUAAAGGCCGCUCUUGCAUAAGGGAAAUGACUGAAGAUGCUGAAGUUUUACAAAAUACAGAGCGCAAGUGGAGAGUCCUUAUUAGGCAGUGUGUGAUCAUGAAGUGUGUGUGCCUGUAUGUGUGUGUGUGUGUAUCUUUGUACAUUAACUGAGGGGCCGGAUAUAUUGCACGAAUCUAAUUGUCCCAGUUUUGUUACUACCUCAAUGCUCAAGGUAGCACAUUGAUGUAAAGCCCUUGCAUAAGAAAUGCAUAACAUAUUCAUAAACAAUGCAUAAUACUGUCUUAAACACUGCAUAUCCAUUCAGAAAUGUUUAUGCCAAUCGUGUUGAUGUCUCAAAAGCUACAUUUACACAGGCAGCCCCAAGUCUGAUCUUUUUCCACUAAUAGGUCUUUUGACCAAUCAGAUCAGCUUGUUUAACAAUUGGGCAAAAUAUCAGAAAUGCGCUGCCUAUGUAAACGCAGCCAAACUAUGUAAUCUAACAGAGACAUUAAGUCAUGUAUAUUAAUGCAUACAAAUGUGUUUUAUAGUCCGUAUCCAAGGCUUUUAUUUAAAAAAGUGUUACUGCACACAGUAUUAUGUUGGAGUAAGAGAAGAGGAUCAGAUGAAAAACGAGUUGAUGGUUUAUUGAAGAACAAUCUGGCUUUAUAAGAUAUUUAUACCCACUUUUCUUUUUGAUUUGUUGUUCCUCGUUAUUGAUUUGGCCAAAGUUUUCAUCUCGGGUUUAUUGUGGUACAGAAAGUGUUUGUUUUUUGUUGCCUAAGCUGUUGUGCACUGUUUCAUACAGUACUUAAUAUGUAUUGAGAAAUAACACUAUUCUUCUUUAUACAUCACACCUGCCCUUGGAAAUGUUAUUAGCUUGUUUGAUUUUUAGGGCCACUGGUCUGCAAUUGUUUUGUAACUGUUGACGAGAUCUGUUGUAAGUAUCAAUUCAGAUAUACUUGAUCAAUUUUGUACAUUAUACUGUACAUAGGUCAAAACAUUUGUUAUUUUAACAUUUACACCGCGUUGUAAACCACGCAUAUGGAAACAAAAUAAAAAAGUUAGUGUCAUUUGCUUUAAGCAACACGUUUUAAUGCUUGAAAUGCAAUUCAGUA